AUGUACGUGAGCUACCUUUUGGAGAAAGACACCGGGAUGUACUCAAAUUCCGUAAGGCACUCGAGCCUGAACUUAAACCAUCAGAACUAUGUCCCUGCACCUCCACAGUAUACGGAUUUUACCGGGUACCAUCACGUCCCAGGAAUAAGCAAUGAUUCUCAUCACAGCCAAGCCACGGGCACCUGGAACCCGACUUACGCCCCACCAAGAGAGGAGUGGUCCCACUACGGAGCAGGGACGGGGCCCUCCACGUCAAAUUCCGGACAAAUAAGCUUCAACACGCCGGAAUUUACUGCGGUUCAGCCGCAGAGUCAGGGACUGUUCCCACCAGCGAUCAAUGCACCUGUUGGCCAGCUGUCACCAAAUUCACAAAGAAGAAACCCCUACGAGUGGAUGAGGCGCAGUGCGACGCCAUCUAAUCCAGGAGGGAAGACCAGGACAAAGGAUAAAUACAGAGUGGUAUACACAGACCACCAACGUCUGGAGCUUGAAAAGGAGUUCCACUACAGUCGUUACAUCACCAUCAGGAGGAAGGCUGAGCUCGCCACCUCACUCAGCCUCUCGGAGCGGCAGGUGAAGAUCUGGUUCCAGAAUCGACGUGCCAAAGAGAGAAAAGUGAACAAAAAGAAGAUGCAGCAGUCCCAGCAAGCCUCCACGACGACUCCCACACCCCCCUCCAUAGGCACUCCCGGCAAUGUCUCCAUGGUGACCAGCAGCAGCGGUCUGGUGUCGCCGUCAAUCCAAAUGACUAUUAAGGAGGAGUACUGAGAAAACGGAGGAAUGGGCAGGACAACGUCUGACAGCAACGAACUCCGGGCCUCGGUCAGAGGGAGCAGCUACAGGCUCAACAUCACAAA
Molecule: messenger RNA, 857 nt
Organism: Brienomyrus brachyistius
Lineage: Eukaryota; Metazoa; Chordata; Actinopteri; Osteoglossiformes; Mormyridae
Gene: cdx1a
Product: caudal type homeobox 1a
Exons: 3
Coding region: 1-768 (255 amino acids)
Biological process (GO): cell differentiation; embryo development; animal organ morphogenesis
Cellular component (GO): nucleus
Molecular function (GO): RNA polymerase II transcription regulatory region sequence-specific DNA binding; DNA-binding transcription factor activity, RNA polymerase II-specific
Source: RefSeq, a predicted model, not a curated record